AUGGCAGAAAAUGGGACUCCAUCCGAAGUUCGGUCUGGGCCGUCUCGCCUUGACAGCUCCCCUAAAGCCUCAAGGGACUCCAGUGGUACCGAGUACGAGGAUAUCACGAAGACUGGUUAUUUCUCCCACUACACUCCUUUGGCCUCAGCCCUGGCGAAUAUGAGUGUCAUUCUAUGCACCGUGGCAAUUUAUACCAGGACUCUUGCUGACUAUAUUUCUGCUAGGUUCUGGGAAGCGCUCUCGGGUAUCUGUUCGCGUACAAUCCAGCAUCCGGACUCGCAAGUGAAUCGUCUUUGCAUCACACCGGAUAAGAGGUUCUUGGCUGCCGCGGGUCACAACAAUGUCAAGCUGUUUGAUAUCAAGUCAACCAAUCCUAAUCCCGUGAUUACAUUUGAAGGUCACACAAACAACAUCACCGGCGUGGCAUUCCACUGUGAGGGGAAAUGGAUGGUCACCAGCUCCGAGGAUGGAACUGUGAAGGUCUGGGAUACUCGUACCGGCAGCUUGCAGCGAAACUACAUCCACCGGGCUGCUGUCAACGAUGUGGUCAUUCAUCCCAACCAGGGCGAGCUCAUUAGUGGUGACCACGCCGGUAUGGUCCGUGUCUGGGACUUGGGUGAGAGCGUCUGUACCCAUCAAUUGAUUCCGGAGGAGGACACUGCGGUUCUCAGUGUUAGCGUUGCCAGCGAUGGAUCGUUGCUUUGCGCUGGAAAUAAGAAGGGAAAUGUCUACUUAUGGCGCAUGGUCCAAACGGAUGAGACCACCCGUAUCAUCCCCGUCUGUACCUUCCAAGCUCAUAAGGACUACCUCACUCGUGUUCUCCUCUCUCCCGAUGUCAAGCACCUUGCAACCUGCUCCGCAGAUCAUACUGCCAAGGUCUGGAACCUCGACGCUGAAUUUCCGCCUGCCAAACUGGCAUUGAAGCAAUGGAAAGAGAAAGAGGCAUUGAACCCUCCAGUUGAAACUCCGGUCGAAGCUCCAGCAACACCUGUCGAAGCUCCCGCUCAGUCUCGGGACCUGCUCCGUAUUUUCGACGCCCCCAUCCAAGACCGUGAUCUACUCCGUAUCACCGACAAUCCUCCUCGCCAAGAGACACCGCAACAGACAUUCACCUCGUCUCCCGACGGGCCUCCUAUGGAUCCAGUCAACCACACACUGUUCCUGGAGACCACCCUCGCCAAUCACCAGCGCUGGGUCUGGGACUGUGCCUUCUCUGCAGACAGUGCAUACCUCGUAACAGUGUCCAGUGAUCACUACGCUCGUUUGUGGGAGCUUGGCACUGGCAAUAUCAUCCGCCAGUACAGCGGCCAUCAUCGAGGUGCCGUUUGUGUUGCUUUGAACGACUACUCCGAGCCUCGCUAG
Molecule: messenger RNA, 1362 nt
Organism: Penicillium egyptiacum
Lineage: Eukaryota; Fungi; Ascomycota; Eurotiomycetes; Eurotiales; Aspergillaceae
Source: the annotation of a GenBank genome assembly